UACCGAACCCUUAAAAUAACUUCUUCAGACACUUUCAGGCAUAGGCUCCAUGGUGCACCUCACAAAAUUGCAAUCUAAUUAUCACGAAUUGAAAUGCAAUUAAACAAACCUGUUCUCCCACUGUAAAGCAGGAAGGAAACCUUUUCCUUCUGCCCUUCCCUCUCCUGCCCUGUUUACUUCCUUAUUGCACAAAUUGGCCAAUUCUUCCUGGGACGUAGGAGGAUGCCGAAGUCCAUGGGAAGCUCACCCACCACUUUUGUCGGAGCACCUGAAACAGCCGUGUCCAACCUGCCUAACCUCUGGCUGGCAAAGCCGGGCUGGUCGCUUGCCGAGAGGAUGAAGGAGGUGAGCUGCCUUCACAGUGCUCGUCAAGAGAUAGACGCACGCAGCCCUGCUUAUGCUGGCGUUGAGUGGCUUUCUUGGCAGGAAACUGCUGUUGACGCUCAUCAGUGAUUAAAAACAAAAGGGGUUGCACGCAGAAGUAUAUUGUGAAGAACUACUACUACUACUACUUGUUCAAGUUUUCAGCUGCUUUGGGUGAAGAGAUUUUUUAUAUCACUUUUCUUCCAUUUACCUACUGGAACAUAGAUCACUCUGUGUCUAGAAGGAUGAUAAUUAUUUGGUCUAUAGUGAUGUACAUAGGCCAGGUCUCCAAGGACAUCCUGAAGUGGCCUCGGCCCCUCUCGCCGCCUGUCGUCAAGCUGGAAAUGAGGACGGAUGCAGAGUACGGGAUGCCUUCCACCCAUGCCAUGGCAGCUACCGCCAUCUCCUUCUCCUUUCUCAUUGCAACCGUGAAUCAAUACAAGUAUCCAUUUGAAGUGGGCCUGAUAGCAGCAUUUGUGUUCUCGACGCUGGUGUGUCUCAGCAGGCUCUACACAGGGAUGCACACGGUCCUGGACGUGAUCGGCGGAGCGCUGAUUUCGGCUGUGCUGCUCGUGCUCUUGUAUCCUGCGUGGGACAUGAUAGAUCACUUGCUGUUAACCAGUCCCUUCUGUCCGCUGCUUUCCAUAGUUGUGCCUCUUGUCUUAUGUUACAACUACCCCAAACUAGACUACUACAGCCCUACCAGGGGAGACACCACGACUAUCUUAGGAGCAGGAGCUGGAGCAACUGUGGGAUUUUGGUUAAAUAACCAGUACGCCAUGCCAGCCUACACCAGUGAAAAUUUGCCGCUCGGAUUUCCUCUGAUCACCAGUAAAAUAGUGGCGGUUGUGCUGGCCAGGUUCUUCGUAGGGAUCUUUGUUAUUCUACUGACGCGCCGGCUGAUGAAGUGUGUGGUCCUUGGCAUGCUGGGCUAUCGGUACAAGUUUUCCAUCGGCGACCUGGAAGCCCGAAGACGACUGGAAGUCGAAGUGCCGUAUAAAUUUAUAACGUACUCCUCAGUUGGCUUCAGUGCUACCGUGCUUGUGCCGCUGCUGCACGAGCUGUUAGGAUUGAUGUGAGCGCAGCGCCUUCCUUACAGAGUAACGUAUAGCACCACCGUUGCAGAGAUGCGAUAAGGUGUUCCAGGCUGGUAACUUGACCAAAAAGUGUUUUGUGCCUUUCUGCACUGGCCUAAAAUACCGGAUUUGGCAGAGUCACGGGAAUUGCUGUACACAAAUAACUUUGGGUUUGAAAUCACUGACCCCGCUGUGUCCGAUAAUUAGAGACCCCCGGCCCAGACGACUAAAGAUGACAAGCACAGAGUACAAAGCCAAAAUCCCUGCCGGAGCGUCGGCAGCGGCUGGUUUGCCGGGGGUGCCGGGAAGGGUGGCCGUGCCUGUGGGACGCCGGCCCCGUGGGCUGCAAAACUGCCUGCCUGGCCGCGGGGUUGCUCCUGCUGCAGAAGGAGAGCGA
Grus americana (Whooping crane) is the source of this 1836-nucleotide messenger RNA. It is a transcript of the gene SGPP2, whose product is annotated as sphingosine-1-phosphate phosphatase 2. Bases 609 to 1442 code for a protein of 277 amino acids. Lineage: Eukaryota; Metazoa; Chordata; Aves; Gruiformes; Gruidae. The record is from RefSeq and is a predicted model, not a curated record. Gene Ontology annotation, molecular function: sphingosine-1-phosphate phosphatase activity. Gene Ontology annotation, biological process: phospholipid dephosphorylation; sphingosine metabolic process. The transcript has 5 exons. Gene Ontology annotation, cellular component: endoplasmic reticulum membrane.